Molecule: messenger RNA, 1163 nt
Organism: Malus domestica (apple)
Lineage: Eukaryota; Viridiplantae; Streptophyta; Magnoliopsida; Rosales; Rosaceae
Gene: HSF4
Product: heat shock transcription factor 4
Biological process (GO): regulation of transcription by RNA polymerase II
Cellular component (GO): nucleus
Molecular function (GO): RNA polymerase II cis-regulatory region sequence-specific DNA binding; DNA-binding transcription factor activity
Source: RefSeq, marked provisional
CACCAUUUCUCCAACCCAACUCUCUCUUUGGUUUGCUCUCAUCGUCCUCCAAAUUUUAAUUUCAAUUUUCCUUUUCCGUUAGAGGCGCGGCUUUUGAUAUGGCUCCGACGCCGGUAGAGCCGAAUGGCGAGUCCACGUCCGGCGAGUCGUUGCAGCGAGCUCUGCCGACGCCGUUUUUGAUCAAGACGUAUCAGCUCGUCGACGAUCCCUCAAUCAACGACGUUAUCUCCUGGAACGACGACGGAUCUAGCUUCGUCGUCUGGAACCCCACCGUCUUCGCCAGAGAUUUGCUCCCCAAAUACUUCAAGCACAACAACUUCUCCAGCUUCGUCCGCCAGCUCAACACCUACGGAUUUCGAAAGGUUGGGCUGGACCGAUGGGAAUUCGCGAAUGAUUGCUUCCAAAGAGGCCAGAAGCGGCUUCUCUGCGAAAUACAACGUCGGAGAAGCACGCCUCUGGCACCGCCGGUGGCGUCGGCAUGGGCGGUUCCAGCGGCGAAACCGAUGAUGUCGCCGUCGAAUUCCGGCGACGAGCAGGUGAUAUCGUCGAGCUCGUCGCCGAACGGAGCUCCCUCGAAACUCAUGCAGGAGAACGAGAGGCUGAGGAAGGAGAACAUGCACCUCACCAAGGAGUUGGCAGAGGUCAAGACCCUAUGCAACAGUAUCUUCAGCAUGGUCUCGAAUUACGCGUGCUCCCAAUGGGAAAGCGGCUUCCCGGAGCUGAAACCGCUCGAUCUGAUACCCGGGAAGCGGUUUUCCGUCAAGGGGGAGAAGGAAGAGGAAGAAGAGGCGAGACUGAAGCUUUUCGGGGUGGCGUUAGGGGCCAAGCGCGCGAGAGAGGCCAGCGCCGACGGCGUAGAGGAGGAUGAGACCGACUUGCGGCUUCAGCCGAGUGAGCGAUUAUUGGUAGGAAGUUACGGUAGAUAUUAGAUUGAGGCACGUGUUAAAAUGGGUUCACGUGCGUGUCAGCAUUUAGGGGCCCAUUUCCUGGACUAGAUUCUCUCACCCUCCUCUUUCCGUCUCCUUCCAUUAUCUUCUCCUCUUAUAUUUUGUAUUUUAUUUUUAUAUUUCUAUAAAAAAAUUAAUAUAAAAAGUUAAUAUGAUUUAACCGUAACCGAUCAAAUAUGAAAGGAGAAAAAAAAAAAGAGAAAGAAAAAAAAAAAA